AUGGGAGAUGCUAGAGAGGCUAGAGGCCCUCUGCGAAUAGCGAUAAUUGGCGGAGGUAUAGGUGGACUAAGUCUGCUUUUAGGCGUCUUGAAGCACUGCGAUCGACACGUUAUCGAACCACACCUGUACGAAGCCACCCAUGCAUUUUCAGAGAUCGGUGCUGGCGUUGGGUUUCUUCCCAAUGCUGUACGAGCCAUGCGCGCCAUCGACCCUGAAAUCUACAAAGCCUACUGCCGAGUCGCGGACCAAGCUCCUCCUAUAAAAGUCAAUAACCGAGAUAUGUCGGUUUUUUCCAAUGUUUACAUGGGUAUGGACGGAAGAGGAGGGACCAACACGUCCAAGGCCUUCGAAGAGAUUUGUACAAUCCACAAUGACAACAGGUUCCGCAAUAUCCAUCGAGCAGUUUUCUUGGAUGCGAUGAUAAACCUCUUGCCUGGCGGCUUCAAGGGAGGCCUGGUUAGCUUCAAUAAAAGGUGCACCAAUGUGCACGAAGUUGGAGGGCGUGCCAAGGUUCUCUUUGCGGAUGGCACGUCGCAAACCUUCGAUGCAGUUGUCGGUUGUGAUGGUGUUAAAUCCCGGGUGCGAAAUAUUCUUCAUGAACGGGAAAGGUACGAGCCGCAAUUCACGGGUAAAUAUGCCUACCGAGGGCUCAUCCCAAUCAAUGAUGCCAUCAGUGCCCUUGGAAAGGAGACUGCAACGACCCAGGCUCUGUUUUUCGGCUAUGGUGGUCAUCUUGUCACAUUUCCAAUCGAUCAAGGAAAGACGCUCAAUGUUGUCGCAUUUCGAGGUGCUCCGGAAUGGAAUUAUGGCGGUAACUGGGUUGUCCCUGCGACUGUUCAAGACGCUCUUGAAGAUUUCAAAGAUUGGAGCGAACCGGUGCAAAAGCUGCUCUCCUUAUUAAAAGAGCCGGAUAAAUGGGGUCUCUUCGAUCUGCCCCCUGCGAAGACCUUUGUCAAAGACGGCAAAAUCUGUCUUCUGGGUGAUUGUGCCCAUGCUUCGACACCCCACCUUGGCGCAGGGGCAGGUAUGGCUAUAGAGGAUGGCGCUGUUCUCAGUCGACUACUUGGGGAAAUCAAAAGGCCUGAUGCAACUCAACUUCAGAGGGCUUUUGCAGCCUAUGAUGCAGUUCGGAGAGGCCGUGAUCAACGACUUGUGACCGCAAGUAGGAACGCUGGUAUGCUUUAUGGGUUUGAACAGCCUGAGGUUGGAGAUGAUAUUGGGGAAAUCCGGCGUAUCCUGAGUAAUCAGUGGGACUGGGUUUGGGAUUUGGACAUCGAAGCACACUGCGAAGAGGCUAUCGGAAUGAUGCACCGUCCAAUAUCUCUGAAUGGUACCGCCUGA
This is a messenger RNA of Cladophialophora psammophila CBS 110553, 1341 nucleotides long. RefSeq lists its product as uncharacterized. Gene Ontology annotation, biological process: secondary metabolite biosynthetic process. The coding region runs from base 1 to 1341 and encodes 446 amino acids. NCBI's taxonomy places the organism in Eukaryota, Fungi, Ascomycota, Eurotiomycetes, Chaetothyriales, Herpotrichiellaceae. The record is from RefSeq and is a predicted model, not a curated record. The transcript has a single exon. Gene Ontology annotation, molecular function: FAD binding.